AUAGGUGUAGCUGGUCACACACAAACGCACACCAUUGUUGUUUUUCUUUUUAUCUUACCAAACGUCAUCACCUUUUGUGCAACAGUAAAAUCUCCACGUCAUGUCUUUUGGUACACUUGUCCUUUAAUACAACUUUUUGAUAUUUUUUAAAGGUGUACAUAGUUUGAUUCAACUUUUAACAAGUGUCAUCUUCUUACAAACGACCUGAUCUACCUUUUUUCAACAAGCAAAUGUCUGUUAGAUGGCGAGCCCCUCCCAUUAGAGUCACUUCUCCUCUGUGGUUGCGUGCCCUGCACUUUUAUGUAUGACUCCAUAGUAACAGGCUGAGAGCCAUGCAAGCUGUCCUGAUAAGAACGUCUGGUUACCACUACCAAGAGGAUGUUGCUGCUGCUGACUGCUCUCAUCAGUCUUCUCUGGUCGGAAGCAAGUCGGUGCUCAGCGGCAGGUGUUAACUUCACCGUGGAAGGAAACAUCCGCCACUUGGUCUCCACACCUAAUGCUGUUUACAUAGCAACAGCAGAGAGGCUUUACCAGCUGAAUCGCGACUUGAGUUUGGUCCAGACUGUGAACCAGAGAGGGGUCCUUAGAGGUAAAAGUGAAACUGCACAGUUUUACAGAGUCACAGAGAAGGAUAAAUGGAAUGCAACCUUCAGCGUCAACGUACUGUUGCCUUUUGUGGUGAAUGGAACUCUCAUCAGCUGCGGUGUGACGGACAAUGAGUGCGGCUACUGUGAGCUGCUGGCCUUGGCCAACAUCUCCAGGGUGCUCUACAGGGAGCACAUCCUGGUGGGGCCUUCUAGGCACACCAGCGCAUCUGUGGCCUUCCUGGUGUCUGUGGCCAGCAAAGGCUUUUACAUUCUGACCGCCAUCAAGCAAAGCAAAGACCAUACCUCACAGAGCAUGUGCCCCUCUUUUUCUGAGACGGUGUACCUCCAUGACACCAUUCACAACCAGGAUAAAAAAGCAAGUAACCAAGGAGGCAUCUUUUCCUUCUCUGGUGAUGGCUCCAACCCACUCUUUAAAAGCAACGGGGAGGCAGAUUUUGUGGAUGGAUUUCAGAUUGAUUCUAUCAUCUAUCUUUUUGCCAAUGUGCCUUCUUCCAAAGCCAGCAGUAACAAAGUUCGCCUCAUAUGGCUCCAGGCCGAAGCAAAGAAAAUUGAUACCAUGAAGUCGCUUCGUGGUGCAUCCCUCAUCAUUCCUGGGAGGAAAAGCAGCAGACUCGUAGCCUCCUCGGUGGUCUUGGCCCGGGCUCAUUCUUCACUCUGGGUUGGUGUGUUCAGUGUGGACGGAGAUCCGACCAACACCGAGCUGGUUCUGUUUGAUAUCACCCCUGAUCUCAACAUAGCAGCAGAUAAAGAUCAAGACUUCUGCAGCGCUGUCUCCUGCAGUGAGAAACACCCUCAGCCCAAAGUGCUGCAGCCUAAGAAGGUGCUCUUCAGGCAGACCUCCAUGACGUCUGUACUGGCUGUGGCACAAGGCACAUGGCUGGUCAUCUUUAUUGGAACAGGGGAUGGCCAGCUCAUUAAGCUAAACGUGGACAAAAACCAUGGCACCACUUGUCCCACAGUGCUUUACUGGACUGAUGACGACAGGAAAGUGUUUCCCAGAAUGCAUCGAGAUGAAGUGGAUCAUAAACAUCUGUAUGUGGCCUUUGGUAACAUGGUGCAGCGUGUGCUUGUGUCAAAGUGCCACACACACGAAACCCUGCGGGACUGCUGGUAUGCACAGGAUCCAAGCUGUGUGUGGUGCAGCACCAAAAACAGUUGCACGUUUAAGGAUGAAUGCCAAAACUCCAACUGGUUGUCCAUUCUGGAUGAUUACCAGCCAAAGAUGAUGUCCUACAGUGUUGAAAAGCUAAGUGGUGGUCAGAUCAAGCUAAACGUUCACACAAACGUGGCUGUGGGUCCAAAUGCAAGCUCCAUCUUUUCCUGUCAUUUCUCCGGAAGUUCUGGCGAGCUUUGCAGCAGGGUCGGCCUUCCCCCUAAGUUCCCAGAAUGCAACUGCAUCAUUCCAAAUGGCACACUACCCAGCAGAGGAAUGAGCGUUGCUGUGAAAAUCAGACUGGCGUCGAUGAGGUUUUCUGAAACAUUAAACAUAAUGGCGUGUUCUGACAUCAAGGGGUCGCCUACUACUGCUCUGUGCCAACGAUGUAUUGAGGUUGGAUGCGCGUGGAGUAAAAACGGCUGUUCCUGGGCUACUGCGGGAGUCAUGAAUGAACGUGUUUGCAAAACAGUACAGUCAGGAAUGAACCUUUUGAAGCCAGAGAUCUCCUCCAUCACCCCCAGCAUUGUGUCUUUCUACGGCCACAACAACGCUGUUAUGUCAGGCUAUAACCUCAGUCAUGUGACCAGGGUGAGGAUCCAGACCAACAUGGACUGCACACCACGGGAGUCUCCAGUGUGGUUCAACACGGGCAUGGACUUGAUGUUCCACAUUCCCGCCAAUGAAGGCAAAGGAACAGGCCGUCUGUGCGCUGUCCUCCCAGAUGGUAGUUGCCACGGGAACAGCACAGUCACCUACAUGUCCUCCCCGUCCUGCACCACUGUCACACCAAGCAGCACCUGGAACAGUGGAAAAAGAAAAAUCACCCUCACAGGAGCCAACCUCGAGGUUGUGGACACUAUCUUGCACAGUCACACCCAGCAGGAAGUCAGCCUCUUCAUAAACAGAAGCUCUCAAAGUCUCACUUACCAUACCCCUGCAGCUCAAAGCACUCAGAGGGCUUUUACCAGUUUUCUAUCUCUAAAAGUUGCCAAUGAGUCGUUGCAAUGCUCCCAGUCCAUCACCUUCUAUCCAGACCCUCAGUUUACAAGCUUCACCUCCAGAAGGACUGGGGAUGGUGUCCGCUUCACUAUACAGAAAAUGUCAGAUAACCUGGAGAUGAGCAUAGAAGAUGUGUCAGCAUUGGGCGUGUAUGAGGGAAAAGACUACCCCUGCAUCAUGAAGAACAAAGAAACCAGCAACCAAACUGACUUUUUCAUCUGUGAAAUUCAAAGCGCACCUGACGCUAAGUUUAAGCAAUUGAAGGUUAUAUACGGAGAUAAAACAGUUACGCUGCAGAAUACGUCACAUCUGCUAACUCUGAUGCUGCUCGUCCUUUUGCUCAUACCGUGCAUUAUACUUGUCGUGGUGAUGGUUUACCGACGCCAGCAGCGGCAGCUCACUGUGAAGAUGAAUAAACGGAUGGAAAAUCUGGAGCUUGACAUCCGCAAUGAUAUCAGACAAGGUUUUGUAGAUCUGCAGACCGAAAAAGCUGACCUGAUGGAAAAUGUUGGCACGAUUCCUUUCCUUGACUACAAGCAUUUUGCGUCCAGAAUCUUUUUUCCUGAGAAUGAAGCUUUGAUGGCGUCGUGUUUAGCAGACGUGGGUCAGGUCUCUGUGAAGGUACAUCUGGACGAGUGUUGCCAGGGCUUGUCCAAGCUGAUCCGGGACCCACUCUUCCUUCGGUCCAUGGUCCACGCUGUGGAGGAGCAGAAGACUUUCACCAUUAAAGACAAGUGUGCAUUGGCGUCCCUGCUGACCGUGGCGCUCCACAGCAACUUGUCGUAUCUGACAGGAGUGAUGGAGGUGCUGCUGAAAGAUUUGAUGCAGAAAAAUAACAACGCUCAGCCCAAGAUGCUGUUGCGGCGCACCGAGUGCACAGUGGAGAAACUACUGACCAACUGGAUGUCCAUCUGUCUCUAUGGCUUCUUGAGGGAGAGCGUUGGUCAGCACUUGUUCCUGCUGGUGAGCGCCCUAACGCAGCAGAUCGCCAGAGGACCGGUGGACUGUGUGACGGACAAAGCGUUGUACACGCUCAGUGAGGACUGGCUACUGUGGCAGGCUCAGGACUUCAGCUCAUUGAGGCUGAAGGUGUUGUUUGCGGUGGGCAGUGACGGGGGCGUCAGCGAGCCUCUGGAGGUCAUCACCCUCAGCUGUGACACAGUGGAGCAGGUCAAGGAGAAAAUCCUAACCACCUUUAAGGCCAAGUUUGGUUUCCCUUACAGCAGCCCUCAAAGGAGUGUUUAUCUUGAGUUAGACAUGGAUGGAUCUUUCAUUGCUCUUGAGGAGGUCGAUUCAAGCUCCCAGGUUAUCGGGGAGGUGACCAUGCUCAACACACUCAAGCACUACAAGGUUCCAGAUGGAGCCACAAUCAAAGUGCUUUCAAAACCACCUUCUCACAGCCCCCAGCCGAGUCUGAAAGAUGAUCAGGACUUCUCAGGGAAAUACUUCCAUUUGAUUGAUCCUGAAGUGGAUGAGGACCAAACAAAGAGCCCAGAGAGGAAGAAGUUAAAACUGAAGGAAGUGCACCUCACUAAGCUGCUCUCAACAAAGGUGGCAGUGCAUUCGUUUGUAGAGAACCUGUUCCGGUCUGUGUGGGGGAUGCCUCACUGCAGAGCGCCACAGGCUGUCAAAUACUUCUUUGACUUCCUGGACUCUCAAGCCGACAACAUGAAGAUCCCCGAUCCAGAUGUGCUGCACAUCUGGAAGACCAACAGUUUGCCUCUGCGCUUUUGGGUGAACAUUCUGAAAAAUCCCCACUUCGUGUUCGACAUGGACAAAAGUCCACACUUGGACGGCUGCUUGUCCGUCAUCGCUCAGGCCUUCAUGGACUCCUUCUCCCUCAGCGAGAUACAGCUGGGGAAGCACGCACCCACCAACAAGCUGCUGUACGCCAAAGACAUUCCCAAGUUUAAGCAGGAAGUCAAGGCAUACUACCGGCAGAUCCGAGAGCAGCCACCAAUCACACACUCAGACUUCCACCGCUUCCUGCUCGAGGAGUCAAAGAAGCAUGAAAACGAAUUCAAUGAAGCUGCGGCCCUCAAGGAGCUCUACAAGAUUAUUCACAGAUACUUCUCAGAGAUCACAGACAAACUGGAGCUCAAUGGCGCCCCUGCUGAGCUGAAGGAGGAAUUACAUCAAGUCAAGAAGAUGUUUGAUGGACUGAAGAGCUGCUCCUGGGGCUGACACAAACAAGCACAACGUUUUAGCGUAUUUAUAAACAUCUUGUUAAAUUAAAGCUACACAAUACAUUGCAAUGCAACGAUAAAUAUUUGAUUUUUAUAGUUUAAUGGUCUUGCUGUUGUUUUUACUUCCACAGUAUCUGUCAAAGCAGUGAAUUCAAGUACCGAACAUAUUAACAUAGAAACACACUUUUGGAGGUAGCGGGAGAGAAAGAUACAUUGUUUGUAUUCUUAAGAUAGCGUCUUUAUUACAUUUAGCUAGUAUAUUAUUAUUGUUUUGUUUCCCUGGGUAGAGGUGUGCUGUUAAAGAUGAUCUUAUAAAAUUGGUGCAUUUUUAGACUAAGUAUAUGUGUAUACUAAGCUGUGGAAGUGAUGGUCUAGAGCAGGGGUGCUCACACUUUUUCAGCAUGCGAGCUACUUUUAAAAUGACCGAGUCAAGAUGAUCUACCCACUACAAAAAUGCAAAACAUCUAUUUAUUUUCAAAUGUAUUGAGGAUUAUUUGUACGUACAAUGUAUGUUGAUGUACCUUACAUAACCAAAUGAGCCAAUAUUGCAAAACACACAUAAUUAACUAUUAACAUUUUUUGUAAUUACCUGAGUUUACUUUGAUGACUUGCACUGAAUUGAAUCAGCCAGGGAUGCAUAGUCCGGACAGUAGCUGCUGAUAGCCAGGUUAGCCAGGCAAACGCACUUCGAAAAAGACAUUGUGAAAAAAAAGUCCACCUCCCAUUCCGUAUGGGAGUGAUAUGUUUUUGCCUUUUUACUUGGUCCAGCUACUUCACUCAUUUUAGUGACCAUAAACUUUAGCGAGGGCUUAAAAUCUCGCAUUCGCUGACUAGCUUAGCACUUUGCAUCGUUGUUUACGCAUGAGCGGUGACCUAAAGGUCAAAAUUCAGUUGUCAUCUGACUGGUUGUCCUGUAUGUCAAUCAAGUAACGGGGAUGGAUGAUAUUUUUUUAAUGUCACGCCGCGAUCGACCAGCGAUCGACCAGUACCUCCUC
Molecule: messenger RNA, 5944 nt
Organism: Doryrhamphus excisus (bluestripe pipefish)
Lineage: Eukaryota; Metazoa; Chordata; Actinopteri; Syngnathiformes; Syngnathidae
Source: RefSeq, a predicted model, not a curated record